AUGAAAAAUAAGGUUGUAAUUAUUUAUUUUUUAGUAUACAUUACAUGUGUUAUAUUGGGAAAGUCAAAAAAUAACCUUAAAGUUACGAAGGCAUAUUUAAGAUAUGGAAAGAAUGAUCAGAAUAUUCAAAAUAAGGAACGAAAAAAAAAAACUCAUAUGUAUUUGAAUAACUCCACUUUGUUUCCAUCAAAGAAUAAUAGCAUACAUAAAACAUUUUUUAAAUAUAAUAAAUUUAUUGAUCAAAAUAAUGACAAAGAAUUGUUUAUGAAAACAUUUUUUAAGAAUGGGAAAAUAAUAAAAUUUAGAUAUACUCAUGAAUUGUGGGCAAAAAAAAAAGGAGUAGGAAGUACUAAAAAUGGUAGAGAUAGUAAUCCAAAGAAUUUGGGAGUGAAAGUAUUAGGUAAUAAUUUUGCACAUGCUGGAAAUAUUAUAGUUAGACAAAGAGGACGUACUUUUAAACCUGGUAAUGGAGUAAAACAAGGAAGAGAUUUUACACUAAUAGCUGUUAAAUCAGGAAAAGUCCAUUUUUUUAACCGUGUUGUAAGUAUUAUUGAUGUUAGUGAACCAAAACCAUUGACAUUCAAGGAUAUAUAUCAAGAAAAUCCUACCAUUAUAGGUUUAUCAAAAAUGUGGAUGUCAGCUUAA
Messenger RNA from Plasmodium adleri (nom. inval.), 645 nucleotides. Its product is annotated as apicoplast ribosomal protein L27 precursor, putative. Gene Ontology annotation, cellular component: mitochondrial large ribosomal subunit; ribosome. Lineage: Eukaryota; Apicomplexa; Aconoidasida; Haemosporida; Plasmodiidae. Gene Ontology annotation, biological process: translation. The transcript has a single exon. The record is from RefSeq and is a predicted model, not a curated record. Gene Ontology annotation, molecular function: structural constituent of ribosome. Bases 1 to 645 code for a protein of 214 amino acids.